Molecule: messenger RNA, 1176 nt
Organism: Penicillium expansum
Lineage: Eukaryota; Fungi; Ascomycota; Eurotiomycetes; Eurotiales; Aspergillaceae
Product: UPF0075 domain protein
Exons: 1
Coding region: 1-1176 (391 amino acids)
Biological process (GO): amino sugar metabolic process; peptidoglycan turnover
Molecular function (GO): phosphotransferase activity, alcohol group as acceptor; ATP binding
Source: RefSeq, a predicted model, not a curated record
AUGACACAGUAUGGUGAAAUCCCACUUGAGCCGGUGAUCAAGAAGCGGGUGAUGAAUAUGAUCCUGCAUAAUAAGACCUCCCCUUCGGAGUUGUCGGAAGUAAAUGUGAUCCUGGGCGAGACCUUCGCCUCAGCUGUGCACCAGUUCUGCAAGGAUUACAAUGUGGAUAUCAAAUCGAUCGAUGUCCUCGGAUCCCACGGCCAAACCAUCUGGUUGUUGUCCAUGCCAGAGGCCGGCGAGACCCGCAGCGCUCUGACUAUGGCCGAGGGCACAUUCCUCGCCUCGCGCACGGGCAUCACCUCAGUCACCGACUUCCGGGUAAGUGAUCAGGCGGCUGGACGUCAGGGAGCACCCCUCAUUGCCUUCUUCGACGCGCUAGUGCUGCACCACCCAACAAAGCUGCGUGCAUGCCAAAACAUCGGCGGCAUUGCAAAUGUUUGCUUUGUCCUCCCGGAUAGCCACGGGGGAGUUGACGCCUGCUACGAUUUCGACACCGGCCCAGGAAACGUGUUCAUCGAUGCCGUCGUGCGCCACUACACCAACGGCAAGCGCGAGUACGACCAGGAUGGUGAGAUGGGAGCCCGCGGUACCGUCGACCAGGUACUUGUGGAUGACUUCCUGACACAUCCCUACUUCGCGCUGGAACCACCAAAGACAACGGGCCGUGAGGUUUUCCGUGACACUCUUGCUCACGAGUUCAUCGUCAAGGCUGAGGCUAAGGGCCUCAAACCUGACGAUAUCGUCGCUACCAUUACCCGUGUCACCGCCCAGGCCAUCGUGGACCAUUACCGUCGCUACGCUCCUAAGGACCUCGAGAUCGCCGAGAUAUUCAUGUGCGGCGGUGGUGCCUACAACCCGAACAUUGCCGCCUUUAUCCAAGAGAGCUACCCCAACACACGCAUUAUGAUGCUCGAUGAGGCUGGUAUCCCUGGCGGCGCUAAGGAGGCCAUUACCUUUGCUUGGCAGGGUAUGGAGGCCGUGGUCGGCCGCUCUAUCCCUGUCCCUACUCGUGUCGAGACUCGCCAAGAAUAUGUCCUCGGUAAGGUGUCUCCGGGUAAGAACUACCGCAACGUCUUGCGUCAGGGCAUGUUGUUUGGCGCUGGUCGUGAUCAUCUUCCUCCAGUAAAGGAGAUGAUCAACUACAUUGACGGCAAGGCUUUCGACAACAAGUGGUAA